This is a messenger RNA of Leptinotarsa decemlineata (Colorado potato beetle), 673 nucleotides long. Its product is annotated as general odorant-binding protein 83a. The record is from RefSeq and is a predicted model, not a curated record. Gene Ontology annotation, cellular component: extracellular region. Gene Ontology annotation, molecular function: odorant binding; dibutyl phthalate binding. Gene Ontology annotation, biological process: sensory perception of smell; olfactory behavior. NCBI's taxonomy places the organism in Eukaryota, Metazoa, Arthropoda, Insecta, Coleoptera, Chrysomelidae.
ACUUCGAAAGAUAACGCGAAGAAAAUGAAAUAAAUACACAUUCUGGUGAAUCCAGUAGCCAGUAGAUCUCGAAUAGUGAACCACUGUACAUCUUAAAAAAAAAAAGCGUUUCAAAAUGAAGCUGAUUUUGUUUAUCGCCGUUGUUAGUUUCUCGUCAGUGUAUGGCCUUCUACGGGAUGAGCAUUAUGGGGACUUUUUCCUCAACGUGGCCAGGCAAUUACACAACAAAUGUGUUCCAAUAACGGGAGUCACCCAGGAUAAAAUAGAUGGAUUGAAAAAUGGGGUUUUUGCCGACGAUGAAAAACUCAAAAGAUACGUCUUGUGCCUAUGGAUUGUUAGUGAGGAGAUGAACCCUGAUUUGUCAAUGCAUAUAGAAAAGUUGACAAAGGCUAUGCCCAAAAAAAUAACCAACGGCGUGAAAAUGUAUGUGGACUGUGCCAAACAGGCUGAGAGAUCAGGUAUAACUGAACCCCACGAAAGAGUAUAUAAAAUGGUUAAAUGUUACUACGACGCGGAUCCAGAAAACUUCAUCAUGUUCUAAAGGGAAGGACAUAUGGAUUCGACGCCAUCGAAGCGAGAAAAUCUGCCAAGGAAUCUAUUACCCAAUGAAAAUAAGCAUUACAAUAAUGUAUCAAUUCAUAUUCAUUGAAAUAAAAUGAUAUUUGGCCAUAUA